Phycodurus eques (leafy seadragon) is the source of this 6737-nucleotide messenger RNA. It is a transcript of the gene map3k10, whose product is annotated as mitogen-activated protein kinase kinase kinase 10. Bases 1297 to 4554 code for a protein of 1085 amino acids. The record is from RefSeq and is a predicted model, not a curated record. Gene Ontology annotation, biological process: positive regulation of apoptotic process; protein phosphorylation. Gene Ontology annotation, molecular function: ATP binding; JUN kinase kinase kinase activity; protein binding. Lineage: Eukaryota; Metazoa; Chordata; Actinopteri; Syngnathiformes; Syngnathidae. The transcript is spliced from 11 exons.
CGACGAGAGACUCCACGAAUGUUUGACGUGUGGGAGCUGUGGAUCUCUGAGAUGCAGCCUCACGCCCAUAACAAGUCGAUGGAUGUUGCUAUGCCCACGGUGCAGGUUGGGUUACAGUAAAUAUUUGCUUUUACUAUAGUGCGCCCCUUCGGAUGUGGCCUCAAUCGCUUUAUUAUUCAAAUAUUAUAUUAUGAAACGUGGCCUUAAUUGAUGUUGCACCCUUCGGAUGAUGCUGUUAUUUUUUUCAUUCUAUGAUGGUGUCUGCCUGUCUUAAAGAAACCUAAGAAAUUGAAAGAUCCCCCUCAUUCACCUUCACUGAUGGAUAACCUAAAACUAAAAUGAGAAAGCUUAAUAUCCACUUGCUUCGCCAUCACCACUGGGAUUGUUGUGUCCACACUUAACUGCUUUCCAGCUGUGGACUGAAUGAUUUCAUAUGAACGGACCCCCUUUUGAUAGAGGCUGUCUGGGGGUGGUUUGAGCAGAGUGGCCAUGCAUGCAGGAUUUAGGCCGGAUCGGCCUGUAGGGAUGUAGGGCACAGAAAAAGCCAUCCAUCCAUUCAGCGCAUCCAUGCCACGACGUAUAGAACGAAAGCAGCCAAUAUUCAUGGAGAUGGCUGAUGGGGGAGGAGCGUCUACACUGGAUAAUGAGGAACCCCGCUCAGAGGAUUGCACAAGGCUCUGUUAGGGACCUUCAUUUUUACUGGUGGUCUAAUUACGGCCAGUCCCCUGCAAACCCAAUCUACAGCCACUUUUGGAUUGUCCCUAUCCAUGGGAAAUUCAUCCAGGCAACAGCAUGAGCCCUAUUGUCUUCUAGUUAGAUCUAUAUGAAGCCUGAGCAUAUUAACCGUAAUGGUGAUGUAGGAAGUCACAAGACAGUGUUUUAUGAGGUAUCAGGGAUAGGAGUUAUGUUUUAAGAGGUCAGCACAUGCAGUUCUUACAGAGAAGAUAAGAUACAGGCAGCUUUCAUAAAGACAGUGAGUCAGGUUUUUGGAGUAUUCUCAUGAGUUUGGAAUUUGACCAAAUGUGCAUUGUCCCUGAAUGAACUGAACCUCUUAGGAAUACAUGCUGCUCCCUGAACACUGCGCAACCCAACGCACAGCCGGAAGUGGGAUUUGGCGCUGUUUCAACAAGAUGCGGGGAUGGGGACACAGCACUCCCAGUUUUCUGAUCCACUGACCCCAUUUACCCCGCUACUGGUGGCAGAGGUCACCUCACAUCGGUUGAUGGGCCCACGGUGUGCAUUGUGCCUGAGUUGAUAGAGGGUAGGCUAACAGUGUCUAUCUCCAGUCCGGCCUCCAUGAACCCGUACGGCAGAGUGAGCAACACGGCAGCCCCCCUGUCAUGCACCAGUUGUGGGGGUUGCUGCUCCCCACCUCCCCCCAGCCUCAUCCCCUCCACAGCUUCCUCCAUGUCGCCGAAUAUAACCCCGCCACCCCUCAUGUGCCCUGCCCCGGUCGUGCAAGUGGAGAAUGGCAGUAGCUGGAACUCAUCCUUUGGCUCCCCGGACUCUCACCCGGGUCACAGCUGCACGGCGCCCAACCCCUACUGGACGGCGGUGUUCGAUUAUGAGGCCACGGCAGAUGAGGAGUUAACCCUGAGGCGUGGGGACCUCCUUGAGGUUCUCUCCAAAGACUCAAAAGUUUCUGGGGAUGAGGGAUGGUGGACGGGCAAGAUCCAGGAUAAGGUGGGUAUCUUUCCCAGCAACUACGUGACAAAGGGAGAUGCUCCCAACUACCAGCAGCUCACUGUAGAUGUGGGUGAGUGCCCUUUGGAGGUAGACUUCGCCGAACUUCUCCUGGAGGAGGUUAUUGGAGCGGGUGGGUUUGGCAAGGUGUACAAAGGGGUCUGGCAGGGGGAGGAAGUUGCAGUCAAGGCUGCGAGGCAAGACCCCGAUGAAGACAUCAGCGUGACAGCGGCGAGUGUGCGCCAGGAGGCCAGGCUCUUCUGGAUGCUCCGGCACCCCAACAUCAUUGCACUGCGCGGGGUCUGCUUGCGGGAGCCCAACCUGUGCUUGGUCAUGGAGUACGCCAGAGGUGGGGCCCUCAACCGAGCCUUGGCUGGAAAGAAGGUGCCCCCGAGGGUGCUGGUGAACUGGGCUGUGCAGAUUGCGACGGGGAUGGACUACCUGCACAACCAGGCCUUUGUACCCAUCAUCCACAGAGAUCUGAAAUCCAGCAACAUCCUCAUUCUGGAGCCAGUGGAGCGGGACGACCUAAGUGGGAAGACCCUGAAGAUCACCGACUUCGGCCUGGCACGAGAGUGGCACCAGACAACCAAGAUGAGUGCGGCGGGCACAUAUGCCUGGAUGGCGCCCGAGGUCAUCAAGCUUUCCCUCUUCUCCAAGAGCAGUGAUGUGUGGAGUUUUGGUGUGCUGCUGUGGGAGCUGCUCACCGGUGAGGUUCCCUACAGAGAGAUAGACGCACUGGCCGUAGCCUAUGGCGUGGCCAUGAACAAGCUAACACUUCCCGUCCCGUCGACGUGCCCUGAACCUUUUGCUCAGCUCCUAUCAGAGUGCUGGAGUCCGAACCCACACAGCAGGCCCUCCUUCACUUUCAUCCAUCGGCGGUUACUGGCCAUCGAGCAGUCGGCCAUGUUCCAGAUGCCCCUGGAGUCCUUCCACUCCUUGCAGGAAGACUGGAGGCUGGAGAUCCAGCAGAUGUUCGACGAGCUGCGGGCCAAAGAGAAGGAGCUGAGGUCUUGGGAGGAGGCGCUGGCCCGGGCGGCCGAGGAGCAGCGAGAGCAGGAGCAGCAGCUGAGGAGGCGAGAGCAGGAGCUGGCCGAGCGCGAGAUCGACAUCGUGGAGCGCGAGCUCAACAUCAUCAUCCACCAGAUGUACCAGGAGAAGCCCAGCGUGAAGAAGAGGAAGGGUCACUUUAAGAAGAGCAGGCUGCUGAAGCUGUGCAGGGACGGCAACAGCAUCAGCCUGCCCUCUGGCUUCGAGCAUAAGAUCACAGUGCAGGCGUCCCCCAGCGUGGACAAGAGGAAGAUGCAGGGAAGCGAAAGCACCACGCCGCCCGCCAGCCCGGGCGUCAUUCCUCGACUCCGAGCCAUACGACUGACCCCGAGUGACGUCAGCAAGACGUGGGGCCGCAGCGCAGUGUGCAAGAAGGAAGACGUGUCGGCCGGCAAGAAGAAAGGACGCACGUGGGGGCCCAGCUCGACCCAGCAGAGAGAGAGGGUCGGGGGCGAGGACAAAUUGAAAUCACUAAGCGAGGGCUGCAAAGUGUGGUCGUCCAGUGCACCAAACCUAGGGAAGUCCCCCAAACACGCGCCCAUGGCGGUGGGCUUCUCCAGCCUCAGCGAGAUGGAGGAGUGCUGCGAGUUGGAGGAGUCGCCGGGUUCCCUGCAGCCCUCAGAGACCAGCAGCAACGGGGUGGCCGACGACUCGGGGUCCUUGUGGAGCACCCUGGGGUCCGGCACGGCCAACUUCACCGUCAGUUCUGGCGCCAGCUCCACUCAGGGUUCUGUGGGCGCGGCGACAGCGCUGGGCCAUCAGGACUCGCUGAGACGCUUCAGCCAGAGGAAGAAGAGCGACUUGCUGCUGUUGGGUUGCGCCUCGCUGCUGGCCUCGGUGGGUCUGGGUCAAGACCUGCUGCAGCUGGGCAGACUGCAGGUGAGUCAAGACGAGCAGGAAAUGAGAGAGGAGCAGCGGAAGAAGAAAGAAAGUCUUUUCCAACGCACGGGACGUUUCCGCCGCAGCACGUCCCCCCCCAGCAGAAACCUGUCCUUGUCCCUAUCCCGACAUCACGACUCCACGCUCCCCUCUCUGGACCCUUCCCCGUCCGUGACGCUCCUUUCCUUGUCCUCGCUGUCGGACUGCAACUCCACCAGGUCCCUCCUCCCUUCCGACCCGGACGACUACCCGUUGACGCCGGCCAGAACUCAGGCGCCCCCCCCGGCGGGCUCCUCCCUCAACCCGCUGUUGGACUUGCGGACAGAGAGUUUCAAAAAGGAGCCCAAUCAGUCGCUCACACCCACCCACGUUUCCGCGGUCAUGGCGGUCAACAGAGGGCACAGACGCACCCCGUCCGACGGCGCCAUACGACCCCGGGCGCAAACUGUACUUCACCGUAGGACGCCGUCUGAUGGAAGCUUGCCCAUGCCCCCUCCGCCGGGGGGACCCGUCGUCAGAGCCAACAAAAGUAGGACACAAGGUGUGCUGGACACCCCGGACAUCCAUCGCCUCCCGGACCCCUCGGCCAUCUUCCCUCUCCCCCAGCGCCGCAAGGCCCCCGCUCCGCCCGUCCCCGAGCCGGCCCCCCUCUGCCUCAUCAGCCCCCUCGAGCGACCCAAGACGCUGGAAUUCACCGCCCGUCCCCGGCCCGCUCCGGCCCGGGCGCGCGCCGACCAGUGGAGGCUGGCCUCCCUGUCCAGGACCCUGAGCUCGUCGCCGGGCAGCGGCUGCGACAGCCCCCAAGGAUCGGGGGACGGCGUCGGCGGCGACUCGCGGCCCAACCUGAUGGACAUGGACGUGGAGGGGCAGAAUUUGGACCACACGGUACCUCUGUGCAGCAAGAUGCAGCCCGCCGCCCUCUGCGGGCAGCAGUACACGUAGUGAGGAUUCCGCCUUUUGUACCGCAACCGACGGCCUCGAGCGUGCAAAAACGACACUUACCGGAAGCCAUUCCUUCUACCGGGCAUCCUGAAAAGGUGUGAAGACCACCCACCAUUCUCCCGACUAACUCGACCACCAUUGAGACGCCUCAAGAAAGCCAUUCCGACCACAACUUACUCACAAUGCAUCUGUUUCCUGCUGUCUGCUUGCAUCAUUCCCACAAAAUAAUAUACAUUGAAUUGUUCCUUCAGCCACGUGGUGUCGCUUCCUCCAAUCACCUUCGCUGGCACCGCCGAUGGACUUGUUACAUUAUGAAGCAAAAUCCGAGUUAUUUACUCCCCCCUAAUGUCAUGCAAUAAUGUGAAAAGUAAGUUAUUCACUGUAUACUAUUGGAGAUAAACACAGUCGAGCCCCUAAGAGCGAGAGUGGGCUCACUCCAUUUCGUUGUUUAGCAGGAGAGUGAUUUGAAAUUUUAUGGCUGCAAACAAAUCUGAGGGAUUGAUAUUUUGGUAAUUCACAAGGCAAUAAUUACUUCUUCAGGAUACUUGUUUUUACCAAAAUUGUAGUUUUCGUCAGAUUUGGGUAUGUUUCCAAAUAUAAUGAUUUUGGAAUUGGAUCGUAUUUGAUAUUCAUCCUCGAUCAUGUUGUUUGCACUUUUAUUCAUCAACGGAGGUACUGUCAUCCUCUUUUAUGUAGUAGGUUCGAAAAGAAGCAAACUUGUAUUCGAAAAAAAUGUGCAAUACUGGUCCAAGUGCAAACAGUCAGCAAAUCUGUCAAUAUUUCAUGAAAAAUUAUAUAAUAGCAUUCCCUCUAUGUCAAAAUUGGAGCUCAACUUUGAUUACUUCUCAGUGGCUCAAUACUGUUGGUUUUGACAAAGGAUAUUAGGGCCACAGCGAUAAGAGGAAAAUAAUCCUAGAAUUAUGACAAUGAAGUCAAAAUGGCACAAGAACAAUCAUAGUUUCUUAAGAAUUGUUUCAAAAUUUUAGAAGACUAUAUUUGUUAUGUGAAAUGUUAUAAAAAUAACGUCAUAAUAUUAUGAGAAAAAGUCUGAAUUUUACCAGUCCUAAUUUUAUCAGAUAAAAAGUGUGAAUAUUACAGAGAAUAUUAGCUUAUUUGAAAAAAAGGAAAGUCAAAAUAUUUUGAGAUGUUUUUAUUUUUACGAGGAUACAGUCGGAAUAUUACAAUGAUAUAGCAAUAAAGAUAUUGUAUUACGAGAAAAAAUAUGAUGUAUUGAGAAAAUAAAUUUGUAAGAUUAAGAGAAAACAAGCAAAAUUUAUGACCAUAAAAUCAUAAUAACAUGAGAAAGAGUCCACAUUUUACAAGAGUAAAGUUUUCAUUUUCAUAUGUGACGGAAAUAAGACCUAAUUUUGCUAGAAUCACAUUUUUAUAUUCUGAGACAAAAGCCAUAAAUCUGCAAGAAUAUAGUUGUAUUAUUUUGGAAAAAGUAAGAUUUAGUCAAUUCAAUACAAAUAAAAUCAGAAUUAGCAACAUAAAGUCAAAAUAUGAAGAGAAAAAUGUCUUCAUUUUAGUAGAAUACACUUGUAAUAUUUUUAGAAAUAAAAGUUAGUAGUUAGUAAUUCUACAAGGAUAACAGUGUAAUAUUGCAAGACAAAAAAAAAGACAAUUUCUGAGAAAGAAAACCUUAAUUUUACAACCAGUUGUAAUAUUUUGGGCAAAAUAUUCUUAGUUUUUACAAGAAGAAAAUGUUUUAUCUGAAUAAAGACAACAUUUUAUCAGCGAAAAAUACACAAUUCCACAAGAAAUGUUUGUAUUAUAUGAGUAAAGGCGUAAUAAAAGAUUUUUAAAAAAUCACUUAUUUUACAAAAAUUGGUAUUAUCAUUAGCCUAAUAGGAUAAUUGCAGAAGUCAUCUUAACUUACUGUCAUCAAAUCAAUACAAAUUACCAAUGUGCUUGCUGUCAAAUUUGUUGGGAAAACGUUUAUCACGAGGGACAGAAAACAUAAAAUUACAAGAAAAAAGCAAUCAUUUUUACAGUUCAGGAAUUAAAGACCUGAAUAUUAUUUGGGGAAUGUUUUAAUCAUAAAAAAAAAUACAUUUAAAAAACAAACAAACAUAAUAGGCAUCAUUUCACGAGGGUAAAAAAUUGACAACCAAAUAGGUAAUUUUAACGUUAUUGGUAACAUUACAACUAAUAUUACAACUUUAUUUCUCGGACAAAUUCCG